Musa acuminata subsp. malaccensis (wild Malaysian banana) is the source of this 627-nucleotide messenger RNA. Its product is annotated as phytolongin Phyl1.1-like. The record is from RefSeq and is a predicted model, not a curated record. Lineage: Eukaryota; Viridiplantae; Streptophyta; Magnoliopsida; Zingiberales; Musaceae. Gene Ontology annotation, cellular component: membrane.
AUGAGGUCUGCCUCCCUUUCUUCUUUCGCUUCUUCUGCGCCCAGAAACAUUGUCUUCUUCAGCGUCUCCAAGGAGGAGAAGAAGAACCUCUUGUACUCCUACAAUGGCGGCGGCCACGAGCUGCAGGCGUUGGCCCUCAACUGGCUGGGCCAGGCCAAACCCUACCAUUCCUGGCACUCCCACACCGCCGACAACAUGACAUUCGGGUUCCUGAUGCACGGCGGGUACACCUUUUUCGCCAUCGACAACGCCGGCAGCUCGGAGAUGCUGCUGUUCCUCGAGCGCCUCCGCGACGCCUUCGAGGCCGCGCCGAAGAACGACAGGGUGGAAGGCGAGCUCAGCUGGGUCGUCAGGAUCGGGGCGGAGAAGGCGUGCACGGAGGAGAGAAAGCCAAAGGACGUCUACGGCGGCGGCGAGUCGAAGGUGGAUGUGCUGCAGGAAGACGCAGGUGGCGUGGUGUCGUCGGGGAGGAGCUCGAGCUCGGUGCUCAAGGCGCAGCAAUGCGCGCGCAGGUUGUGGUGGCGCCAUGCGAAGACCGUUGCCGCGGUCGACGUGCUGCUGUGUCUGGCGAUGUUUGCGGUGUGGUUGGUGGUGUGCGAAGGCCUUCAAUGUGUUGGUCGACGAUGA